Molecule: messenger RNA, 1125 nt
Organism: Saitoella complicata NRRL Y-17804
Lineage: Eukaryota; Fungi; Ascomycota; Saitoellomycetes; Saitoellales; Saitoellaceae
Exons: 4
Coding region: 28-1056 (342 amino acids)
Biological process (GO): retrograde vesicle-mediated transport, Golgi to endoplasmic reticulum
Cellular component (GO): endoplasmic reticulum; SNARE complex
Source: RefSeq, a predicted model, not a curated record
CGUCGGUGUCAUACAACUCCAACCUCCAUGACUGACUUAACGGCCACUUUUCGAUCGCUCGUUCAGAAGCACCAACAAGCCAGCUCUCAUGAUUCGGCUCAGACUGUCCGCAAGCGGAAGCGCCAUCCAGGGCUUGUUCCUACUGAGGAUGAGUACAUGAAAGAAGCAAGGCGGAUUUAUGCGCACAUUUCAGAUCUAAGGAACUUCUUGCUUUCUGUUCGCCAGGCAUACCUGAACAUCUCAACUGCAUCCUCAAGAUCACACCGCGGAAAUGGCACAUCAGUCUCCGCACUUAGGCCUGGCGCCGGGGUGUCUGAGAUCCGGCAUCUCACGGACAAGGAAAGGGAUGAGAUUGAUUAUGAGGUCAGAAUGAUCUUGACUCAAUCGUGGGAGCGAGUACGGCGGCUAGAGGAGGCAGAACAAGUACGCAGAACAGCCCUGGAGAACAGGUUGGGGUUUGUGUCUCGAUGGCUGCGUGACCCCACAGAGGAAGACAUGAACGACCUCUUGUCGGCGCACCGAUCUGGUGUGACCUGGUUCCUCAAUCAAAAGCUGGCCAAAGUUAGUGGCAUGCAGAAAGAGCAACAAGAGAUCCGAGUUAUGCGACAGGUUGAAAAGAGCAAGAGUAUGCUUCAUGCAACACCCGUGUUCGCAACCCAGCACCGCAACUCUCCCGGGCCCACAUUACCCCCAGCUGACGACACUACUGCCAAAGAACUCGAGGCUCUUUUAACACCACAACAACUUCAAGCUCUGGAAUCUGAAAACAAGUCAAUGCUUGAGGAGUUCUCCUCCACCCUCGAUCAAGUGCGCGGCCUGGAAAAGGCCUUGAUGGAGAUUUCAAGUUUACAAAAUGUGUUGGUGCAGCAUCUGGUACAACAAACGGAGUUGACGGAUCAGUUGUAUGACGAGGCGGUUACGACAGCGGAGGAGGUGCAAAGGGGAAACACGCAGCUGAAGAAAGCAAGGGAAAGGAAUUCAAGCACAACAAAGUUCAUCUUGGUGUUCCUGAUAAUGGCAAGUCUGAUCCUGUUGUUUCUAGACUGGUACAGCUGAAUGAUCUGGGUGAAGAGAAUUGCAAGAGCAAGGUGCAGAAGGAAACAUUAGCUUUGCUUGGCCUAGGCC